AUGCUUAAAUCCACUUUUGAGGCAGAAGGUCUCUUCACUCCGUCGUACUUCCACGUGUUCGUCCGUUUUAUGGAAUGCGCUAUUUUAAUGAGUUACGGAAUCUAUUUGACCAGUAGUACGUCCCAAAUCGUAAAAUGGGUCGGCUUCUUCACCACCGCCUUAGGCGUCGGUCGUUCCGGGUGGGUCGGACAUGAAGCUGGGCAUCGGUCACUAACCGGAAAUAUCAAAGUCGACAAAUUAUUGCACCAACUCUCGUUCGCGAUGAGUAUCGGGGUUUCCCCGGCGUGGUGGAACAGUCAGCAUAAUCGACAUCACGCGAUGCCGCAACGUCUCAAAUAUGACGUCGACUUGGAAACCCUUCCCCUAAUUGCGUUCAAUAAAAAAGUACUUCGAAAUUCGAAAAUGGGUGGAUUUUCAACGAAUAAUUUCUUUAUUCGGAACCAAGCAAAAUUAUUCCUCGUAGUGGAUACGUUUCUGGUCAUGUUUAAUUGGAAAUUCUUCCUUUGCCCUCGCUACGUUCUUAAGAAACGUGCCUACACGGACGCGUUCUUCAUGUCGUUGCACCAUCUCAUCUGGAUCGCGUUUCUGGGUCCUGUAAACCUUUGUAUCAUCCACUUUCUAUACUCGACCUACCUCAUUGGAACCUUCACGCUGAACCACACCCAUCUCGAUGUAACUGAAGAGGGGAAAAGCUGGGUGGAGUACGGCUUAGAGCACACCGUGGACAUCACCUCCACCCCGUUGACAGAUUGGUGGAUGGGUUAUCUAAACUUCCAGAUCGAACAUCAUCUUUUUCCUCAGAUGCCGCAGUAUAAUAAUCACCUCAUCAGAGACAGAGUGGCCGCCCUGGCGAAGAAAUAUGACCUUCCUUAUCAGACGCUCGGAUUUUGGGAAGCGUGGGGAAAAGUUUUCAGAAACUUGGAAGACGUCGGAAACCAUGUGGAGAAGGGGUCGGAAAAAUUGCAUAAUUUAUAA
This is a messenger RNA of Folsomia candida, 975 nucleotides long. RefSeq names its product acyl-lipid (8-3)-desaturase. Gene Ontology annotation, molecular function: oxidoreductase activity, acting on paired donors, with oxidation of a pair of donors resulting in the reduction of molecular oxygen to two molecules of water. The transcript has 2 exons. Bases 1 to 975 code for a protein of 324 amino acids. The record is from RefSeq and is a predicted model, not a curated record. Gene Ontology annotation, biological process: lipid metabolic process. NCBI's taxonomy places the organism in Eukaryota, Metazoa, Arthropoda, Collembola, Entomobryomorpha, Isotomidae. Gene Ontology annotation, cellular component: membrane.